CUUGCGUACCAUGGUACCAUCUCUGCCCUCUCUUCCUUUACAACGCUUGCACGCUUGUCACGCACGGGAAAUUGACUUGUGCUUUCAAGAAAACCUUCUUGCUGCGUGUUUGCGAACAUGCUGUUCUACUCGUUUUUCAAGUCCUUGGUCGGCAAGGAUGUCGUUGUUGAGUUGAAAAACGACUUGAGUAUGUGCGGAACUCUACACUCAGUGGACCAGUAUCUCAACAUAAAGCUAACAGACAUCAGUGUCACUGAGCAGGACAAAUAUCCUCACAUGCUCUCUGUCAAGAACUGCUUCAUAAGAGGUUCCGUUGUGCGUUAUGUUCAGCUGCCAGCAGAUGAAGUGGACACACAAUUGCUCCAAGAUGCUGCUAGGAAAGAGGCCUCGCAAAGCAAGCCAUGAGUAGAUGCACAGACAUAUGGAACAAGCAGUGUUACCUUCAUCUCCUUGUUUUCGUCAUUUGAAGUCUUCAUGUGUUGUCACUAUGAUGUGUGGAUAGUUGGUUUUGUUAUCUGCUUAGGCAUCUUGUAAAUAGGAAAUCAAUAAAGUAAACCUGAUGCAUGGAGCU
Messenger RNA from Rhipicephalus sanguineus (brown dog tick), 571 nucleotides. Its product is annotated as U6 snRNA-associated Sm-like protein LSm2. Gene Ontology annotation, molecular function: RNA binding. Bases 118 to 405 code for a protein of 95 amino acids. The record is from RefSeq and is a predicted model, not a curated record. Gene Ontology annotation, cellular component: U4/U6 x U5 tri-snRNP complex; Lsm1-7-Pat1 complex; P-body. Gene Ontology annotation, biological process: mRNA splicing, via spliceosome. NCBI's taxonomy places the organism in Eukaryota, Metazoa, Arthropoda, Arachnida, Ixodida, Ixodidae. The transcript has 4 exons.